AUGAAAAUUUUAAUUUGUUUAAUUCUUCUUUUAUUCACCACUUAUUCUGUGUAUGGAAAACAUUGGGAUAAAAUUAAAUCAGCUACUGAAGAAGAUGAUGUUUUCCGUUCCUAUAAAAUAAGAACCAAUGAUAAAUCAGGAUGUCCUUCAUUCUCAGCCAAUGGAGUUUCAGUUGAUAAAAGUAUUGUUAAAGACCUUAAAGUUGACACCAGUAUUUUUAAUUUCCAAACAUGUAAUAGAAAAGCUACACAAUUCCCAAACUACUUUUUCAAUUUCUUUUCAUUAGAACUCAAUGGUAAUAAUACCAAUAAUCCAACAAAUAGUAGUGCUAGUUCGGAUGAAGAAUCGUCUGAUGACCAUCAUGAUAUUGAAUUUUCAAAAAUUUCAAUAGGAUAUAUGCCAACUUUUAUUAUUGAAUAUGCUGAAAAUAAUAGUAUUGAAGGUUUUCAAUAUGGUGGUGAUGAAAUUUUGGGUUACAUAAAUUUAUCAAAACAAAAAUAUUCAUUAACUAGAGAUCAAAAAGAAAUGGAAGGAAAUAAUGGUAAAAAUUUUACUGUCUAUCAAAUUGAAGUUACUUCUGAUAAUAAUAUUUUCCAAAUGGUAUUUUACAUUAGUGGAGCACCAAUCAAUGUUGGUGAUGUUAAAUUAUCAGCUGAACAAUCAAAAGUUGAUGUUUCAAUCAUUGGUUAUUACAAUGAAUCAAUUAAUGUAAAAAGUAAUGGAUGUCAAUUUGAUUCCAAAAAUAUUAAAAAUUUAAAUUGUGCUUCCACUGGUCCUUCAAAUAAUAAUCAAUCAAGAUUAGCAAUAACUUCAUUUUUUGCAACUAAAAGUAAAAACAUUGAACUUGAUAUUGAUAGAGAUGAACAUAAUAAAAAAGAUUCAAAUAUUGAAAUAAAAAAUGAAGAAAUUAAUGCUGGUUUUUCAUGGGUAACUCAAGCUUCAGUUACAAAUGAUAAAGGUGACUCAACUGAUGUUAAAGUAAUUUCAAACACAACUGAAUAUUCAAAAUUCAAUGAUUUCGGUGCAUUAAUGAUUAAACAAUGUUUUGGAAAUGGUUUCUUCCAAUCAAAGUUUUUAAUUCAUUCAUUUGAUGCAAUUCGUCCAAAUAAUUUAACUCAUGAUCCAGUACUUGGUGGUGAAUCAUCUUUAGACUCUAGUUCUUCAAAUUCAUCAUCUUCAAAAUUGGUUUUAUCAUUAUUUGUUACUUUAUCCUUAAUUUUAUCAUUAAUAAUUUAA
Messenger RNA from Dictyostelium discoideum AX4, 1236 nucleotides. RefSeq lists its product as hypothetical. Lineage: Eukaryota; Evosea; Eumycetozoa; Dictyosteliales; Dictyosteliaceae. The coding region runs from base 1 to 1236 and encodes 411 amino acids. The transcript is spliced from 2 exons. The record is from RefSeq and is a predicted model, not a curated record.